Molecule: messenger RNA, 1635 nt
Organism: Cyprinus carpio (common carp)
Lineage: Eukaryota; Metazoa; Chordata; Actinopteri; Cypriniformes; Cyprinidae
Product: GTPase IMAP family member 8
Molecular function (GO): GTP binding
Source: RefSeq, a predicted model, not a curated record
GAAUACACACACAGAAUGUAACUCUCAGUGUAAAGUGAGUUUAGUAAGUACAUUCAGAGGUGAUCCACCCCUUUUCCUUGUUCAAAAAAAAAAAAUCAACCCCACUGGAUUUUCACUUUCAGUUAGUGCAAACGCUUACCAGAAAUUCUCUUUCAAAAAAAAAAUGUGUCUGAAGUUUUGUCUACUUUUUUGUGAAAUAUUUUGAAACUUUAUGCUGAUUUCAGUAUGUCGAAAGGAGAUGGCCACACUGAAGAGUUCUGUGGAGGUAUUUUUCUGCGGUGCAAACAGCUGGUGUAAGUGUCUGGUGGGAAAUCGUAUUCUUGGCUUUGAACAUUUCCUGCCAGAGCAGUCCACAUUUGAUGAAGAGGUAUCAGUGGAGAUAGGUGUCCAAUGGAUUACUGUUAUUAAUGAGCCUCAGACUGUAAUUAAGUGGUAUAUGGAGACAUCACCUAGGUGUCCAUGCAUGAUUUUGUUUGUUCUGCAACAUGGCCAUGUUUCUCAGAGAGAUGUAGAAGCAUUUGCACAUUUUCAGCAGAUGUUCGGAAAGAAAAUGGAGGAAAAUACUCUUGUAGUUAUGGUCAGUAGUGAUGAUAAGAAAUCAGCAAGGCCAAACAAAGUGAAAAAUGAAAACCUGGAAACAGUUCUCUAUCAAAGUGGAAGGAAAGUGUUUGAUUUUAACAAAAAUAUGAAGCAAAAUGACUUAAUCAAACAACUUAUGACACGUUGGAAGAGUGUGCCUGAUUUGCACAUAUACAAGCAUGAAAGCUCAUCCCUGUCUGUGGAAAGGGAGACAUGGAGAACACAGGAAGCAAUGACACAAGAGCAUAUAUCAGGAGGUAACCAUGCUGCUAUCAAGAGGAAUAACACUUUGACCAUCGUGCUUCUGGGACAGACAGGAAGUGGAAAGAGCGCCACUGGAAACACCAUCCUGAGAAAACAUCAUUUUGAAUCAUAUGCCAGUUCCGUGCCAGUAACACAGAUGUGCCAAAUGGCAGAGGAAACUGUUUGUGGAAUCAAAAUCAGGGUCAUUGACACUCCAGAUUUCUUUGAUGAAGACCUAAAAAACCAACAAGAACAGAUAAAGAAGUGCAAAGAGCUCGCUCAGCCAGGGCCUGAUGUGUAUUUACUGGUCAUGGAGCUUGGCCGAUACACAGAUGGAGAGAGAGCAAUAGUUCAGAACAUACAGAAAGCGUUUGGUGCAGAAGUGGUAAAAGAAACCAUUGUUCUGUUAACUAGCAAGGAGAAAUUACGAGGGAAAACUGUAGCAGAGUACAUUAAAAACACUGACACACAACUGCAAGAGCUGAUCAGAAUCUGUGGGUCAAGGUGUCAUGCAUUUAACAACAAAGACCACAGUGUUUCACAGACUGAGAGACUGUUAGAGAUGAUUUUGGAAAUGAAGAAGAAAAAUGGAAGUACUGUAGAACACUACUCUUUUUGUAAGGAAUCAGAGAAAAAAGACUGCAGAAUUCAGUAGACACUUGCAAAUGAUUUCUGUGACAAUUGUUCAAAACUGAUUGUCUUUUGUCCUGUGAUAGUAGUUUGAUUUAAAAACAUGAGUUCAUUUUUGCUAAUCAGUGUUAUGUUACAUGUAUUAUCAAGUACAAUUACAAAUAAAGAGAAGUAUUUCUUCAA